AAAAUCUUAAAGCUUCCUUCACAAUCUCAAAAGCCAUUUUCAAAUUUCAAAAGCUCAUAGAGAGAUGUGUCCUUCCGGUAGAAUCGCGAUUCCGAUAAGCACCACCGCGAAUUCAGAUUUCCGUCCAGCUUUCGAAAUCAUCGACACAGAUCACGACGGUAAAAUCAGCAGCGACGAUCUCCGUGCAUUCUACGCCGGAAUCACUUCCGUUGAAGAAAAAGACGAGACGAUGAUCGGAACGAUGAUAUCAGUAGCGGACGCGAACAAAGACGGAUUCGUUGAGUUCGAUGAGUUCGAGAAAGUUCUAGAAACGGCGCCGUUGUUGUGUAGAUCUGGUAACGGAGGAGACGAUGGAUUGAUGAAAGAUGUGUUUAAGGUGAUGGAUAAAGACGGAGAUGGGAGGUUGAGUUACGGUGAUCUGAAGAGUUAUAUGGAUUCGGCUGGUUUAGCUGUUUCCGACGAUGAAAUUAAAGCUAUGAUUCGAUUAGCCGGUGGUGAUUUAAACGACGGCGUUUCGUUCGACGGUUUGCUUAAGAUUUUUGGGUGUUGAAAAAAAAAGGUGUAUUUGUGUCCACCCAGAUUUUGUUUUGUUUUUUGUUGUUAUAAAAAUGUGAGAAAAUUAAUGUUGGAACAGUUCAUAUAAUUUGUGAGUUACAACAGAAGCAAAAAGUCUUUGGGAAAUAUCACAAACUAUGCUCAGACGAGUGUAUAAUUAGGUGAGUAAAAUAGGUAUUAUUUC
This is a messenger RNA of Arabidopsis arenosa, 739 nucleotides long. NCBI's taxonomy places the organism in Eukaryota, Viridiplantae, Streptophyta, Magnoliopsida, Brassicales, Brassicaceae. The record is from the annotation of a GenBank genome assembly.